CCUCCCACUCUGAGAAAACGCACUUGCCUCCAUGAGCGACGACACGACGCUGGCCAACGGCGGUGCCCACGAGGCCUCGCUCGCAGAGUCUCGGAACACAGCCGUGGUACCGUGGGGCCCCGAACCUCCGUCGGCGUCUGUAGACGCGUCGAAACGCGCUUUCCGACGGAACCGUGGCCUGUGCAGGGCGCGAAAGCGCCGUCGCCGCGCUCAGAGUGCUCAGAGCCCGUCGCCGGCGGUGGACGCUCGCCGAGCUUCUCGGAUGUCGUCGCGAGAGUCCGGCAGCGACAGCGCCUCAGACGCCUGCGGCACCCCCGCGGCCGACACCUCGGAGGAAGUGACUAGCGCGUACGCUCGCGUGUCGUCCACUGCCGCUGUCGACGGCGGCGAGGCCCACGGUGCCGCCGAACUCGCUCAGACGGUGCAAGCCCCUCAAGAUGCCACCGGGUCGGUCGCGAGCGACGUCAAGCAGGAAGGCCCGACGGAACCUCAGCGCAGUACUUCCGCAAACGGCACGCCGCCGCAGCAGCAGAAAGAUGGACGCCCCAGCCCCUCGCUGGAGCGCCUGGGCGAGACGACCCCAUGGGACCGCUGGUCACAGCCGACCCCCGAUGGCGGCGCGGAGCCCCAAGCUGCGGGGACGAGCGCAAUCGCUGCCUCAACUCCGCAAUCGGGAAACGACAAUGCCACCGACGCCCACAGGGACCGCCGCAAGUCAUUUGUCCGAUUCGGUGGCACGACAAUCCGCGAGAUCACUCAGCGCACCCGGUCGGCCCUGGCGUGGCACGGGGGCCAGCAGCACAUGCUCAUGGCGCUGGUGGCCGUCGUCAUGCUGCUGCUCUCGCUCGCCGUGCUCAUCCUCAUCUUCGUGCGCGUCGAGGAACCACUGGUGCUGACGCGGUGCUCGUCCUCCAACUGUCGAAACGCCGCCCGCAACCUCGAGCGCUUCGUCGACGUCGGGGUGGACCCCUGCAAGGACUUCUACGGGCACGUCUGCCGCCGCUGGGAGCGAGACGCCGCCGCCGCACCCAAGGACGACGCCAACGCAGCUGUGGUUAUGGCGAGCGACGACUUCCUGGACGCUCACUGGCGGUUCAUGCUGGCGCGCAUCAACACCAGCCUGCACGUGAGCGCUGCAGAGGCGGACGCGCACCAAGGUGGACACGCAGCCACCGAUUUAACACCUCUGCACGCCGUGGCCAGCUUCUACAGGUUUUGUCAUCGCUUCCUGCUGUCCCCGAACGUGUCGCUGGCAGCCAUGCUUGAAUCGUUGAAGAUCGACAUCGCCCCCCUGCAGGUUGUGCUCACGGCGCAGGACCCGACGUCGCAGCUCAGGGCGGCCGUCACUUUGUCGCUGACCCUCGGCGUCCACAUAGCGUUCAGCCUCGACGUCGUGCACUCUGCCUACCACGAGACAACGCAGCUUCGCGUCUUCAAGGGCAGCACGCUGGCGCAAAAACUGGGUGAAGCGAACCACACGGCAGCCACCGAGCACUACCUGGCGCAGCUGUACUACGAGGCGUCACGCCUCCUCACGUCGAGGGAGAAUGCUGGCGGCAGCCCGCGGCUGAAGGACGUGCUCGAGCUGGACCGGCAGUUGGCCUCUCUGCUCUCGAAAGGCGGCUCCGAGGUGCGCUUCCCAAUGACCGUGCUCGGCUCCUUGAGCGAUCGCCUGGGCACUCUCGAGUGGAUCCGACUGGUGAACGAGCAGCUGUCGCCGCCACACCGGCUCGGGUACCAGGACUACGUCUCCGUCGACUCCUACGACGCCUUGCGGGACGCCAUUCGUUUCUUCUUUGGCAAAUUCGAAGGCCUUCAUGAGGUGGCCUACUACAUCUGCCUGCACGUUCUUGUGGAGGUGCUACGACUCGACUACCAGCGCAGGCAGCAGCAGCAAGGCCUCGCAGCAUCCAAGAGCGCGGCCGAGUCCGUAGUGCGGACUUGCGUCCAGGUCACUCAGGAAGCCCUGUCCGGCACGUGGUCGGUGCUGCUGUCCGCCGUGCUGGCCCCCGAGAGCAGCGGUGAGCACGCCGCCCGUCUCGUGGUCGACGCGGUGCUGCGGUCGGCGCACCACGACGAGAUGGCGUGGAUGGACGACGCGUUACGGAAAAGGGCCCGCAAGAUCAUGGCCACCGUCAGCGCGACGCCAUACCGGCCACCGGCUGGGACGCUGUCCUCCGAGCACGCGACGACGGUGAUGGCGCGCCUUCGGGACGCAGCGAACGCGAGCCAGUUUCCAGGUAUGCUGUGGUCUCUGCGGCUGGCUCGGAGGGCGGAGUCGCUGCAGCACCCUCCGUCGGAAAGCGAGGUGGCAGCCAUCAGCCACUUUCUGGGCGCUCGCGUUCGCUACGACGCCAGGCUUAACGUGCUGCUUCUGCCCAUCGCCGUGCUGCUGAGGCCCGUGAUGUACCCGGUGGACGUGCCCAUCGAGAUGGCCAUGGGCACGCUCGGUUCAUUGUUGGCCGAGGAGCUCUACCGGGCCCUGUUCCCGCCACCCAAUGACAAGGAGCUGUGGGCUACCGGAACGAGGCACGCCAUUGACCGGUUCGAGCAGUGCCUCCGGUCCUUGUGGUUGAACAGGACGAACGAGACGUUGGCGCCCACCCCGACUGAAGCCGAUGGCCGAGACGCACCGGGAACGUAUGGCGCCGGCGAGCUGCUGUUCUGGACGCAAGGCGCCCGACUGGCUUUCGCCAGCCUCAAGGAGGCGCUGAGCGGCUUCCAGCGAGCCACCAACUGGCCCAGCUACUGGCGUCGCGCGCAGAAAGGCUUCUUCCGCCGCUUCUGCCAGCUGCGCUGCUCGGCGAGCAAACCGAGUUCGCGACUGCGCUGCCUCCUGCCGCUCGCGAACAUGGUUGAGUUCCCCGAAGCAUUCGAGUGCCCGGGAUCCAAGGCCGCCGCAUCGAAAGGCGCCACGGGCAGCUACUGCGAGCUGCAAUAGCUUUGCUGAUUAGUUUGACUUUCUUAAAUACUUUUGUGACUGCGCGCCUGUGCACCAGAUGGCGUGUAUAACUUUCGCGUGUUUCCCAGUGUGGGUUUGCAAUUGCGAACUUCUGUUUGCGCAAUCUUCGGGCGUGAUUUAUCCACGUCAUUGUUGAGUUUGUCACGAUAACUUGUCUGAUUACCCUGUAUAGUCCUACCUUCAACCUUGACAACUUAAAUAUGUACUGUUUGCAUCAUAAGUUACGCUUCUCCAUCUUUUGUUUUGUUAGUGGAAAAGCGCACGCGGACGUCCUUGUGAAGUAAAGACCGCUCGCGUUAAAGGGACAGACAACCGCUGAAAACAUGAAUCGAAAUAACCCCGCUGAUGGAAA
This is a messenger RNA of Dermacentor albipictus, 3314 nucleotides long. The record is from RefSeq and is a predicted model, not a curated record. NCBI's taxonomy places the organism in Eukaryota, Metazoa, Arthropoda, Arachnida, Ixodida, Ixodidae.